Psilocybe cubensis is the source of this 1455-nucleotide messenger RNA. RefSeq lists its product as uncharacterized. NCBI's taxonomy places the organism in Eukaryota, Fungi, Basidiomycota, Agaricomycetes, Agaricales, Agrocybaceae. Bases 1 to 1455 code for a protein of 484 amino acids. The record is from RefSeq and is a predicted model, not a curated record. The transcript is spliced from 3 exons.
AUGGAACACCAGAAACGUAUUACCGAAAGUACCUCUGCAAUGAAUUCAGAUGUCUCUACGUAUGACAAUAAAUUGUCCAAAGCUGCAAACAAGCUGACCGAAAGCCGUGAUGAUAAAGGUAGAGGUUUUGCUCAUCUGCGUUCAUUCGUCUAUCUUACACCCUCGAUUGACCCUGGAGGUGGUAAACCUUCGUCUUCUAAAUACGACGAUGCUACCGACGGAUUGCAAAAGUCUGUGGAUGAGAAGACUGCCCAAAAACUGACAGCUGAUCAACGGCUCGAAGCCAGUAGGGCAAAAAAAGAGGAACUAAAACGGUUGAAAGCCAGGCUAGAAGUACUCAAGCUUACAAGGGCACAAAGGGAGCUCGCACUUCACCUCGAAUGGAAGGAACGUGAAGAGAAGUUUUUGCAAGUUUCAAAGCAAAAUAUGGCUUUCAUCAACGAAGCGCUGGCUCGGGACCAAGCUAUGCUCGAUGCUCUAGCUCAGCAGAAAGCCGAGUUCGCCAAAGAGAAAGACUUGUUGGCUCAGCAGAACGCGUCGCAGCAGGCCUCGCUGGCUGCGAAGGAGGUCUCGCUGGCUACGAAGGAGGCCUCGCUGGCUACGAAGGAGGCCUCGCUGGCUCAGCAGAACGCAUUGUUGGCUCAGGAGAAGGCAUCGUUCGCUCAGGAGAAGGCAUCACAGCAGGCCUCGCUGGAGAAGGGCUCCUUGCUUGAUCAGCUGGCGCGUGAGAACGCCCUGCUGUCUAUCUCGCUGGCUAAGGUCGAGGUGUCGGCGGCUAACACCCAGGCAUCGGUGGCUAACGCCAUGACCGAGGCGGCCAAGGCCAAGGCCGAGGCGGCUAAGGCCAAGGCCGAGGCGGCUAACGCCCAGGCGUCGGCGGCUCAGGACAAGGUCGCGCUGAUUGCGAAACAUCAAAAGGAAAUUGAAAAUAUGGAGCAGCUCAUGGCUAACGAGCGUCAUAAAGCAUUUUUACAAGUACAAAACGCCUCCAAAUUGAUGAAUCAACUUUACAGAGAGAGACCCCAGAAUGAAGGAGAAGAAAAUAAGGCGAUUAAGAAGCAAACAGCGCAAAAUUAUGAAUCUAUGAUGGCCCUGGCUUUCGGGUUACUUCAGGAUGACGCUCGUCUGAAGCUUGCCAAAUCGCUUGGAAAGGGUAAUUGGGAAGAAGUCAGCAAAAUGUCGCAGACACAAGCGGAUCUCCCUGCCUUAAUUUAUUCAUUGAAACCGGAGCUUGAUAUCAGGACGUUAAACUUCCUUUGCUUGCCGGACGAAGCUCUAAAUGAAGUGAACUUUGCUGCCCAUAACACAAAUCCAACUCUGAUUCGCAUGGCGCUAGACCAUCUCUUCAUUAAAUCACCUCGUGCUUCCCAGUAUCUCGCUCAUAAAAACGUUCAACCCGAACAAGUUUUGGAUUUUUUAGUAGAAUCUCAUGCGAUUUUGGCUCGCCAAAUAUAG